This is a messenger RNA of Brenthis ino (lesser marbled fritillary), 459 nucleotides long. The record is from the annotation of a GenBank genome assembly. Lineage: Eukaryota; Metazoa; Arthropoda; Insecta; Lepidoptera; Nymphalidae.
AUGGCUGAUGAUGAAGAAGUUGUAGAGGAAGAGCCUGAAGUUUUACAAGUUGGCAGUGCAGAAAGUGAGACUGGACUAAGUCCAGUAGAAGCUGAGAAACCUCUUGCACCACCCAAGUUUGAAGUUAGACCAGGACUUGGAGAAAAGUUUCAGAGUCAAAAUGUGCGAGAGAUAAUAUUAUCAUCUAUGCAAGAGCAGCUGUUAGGGAGACAGUAUAAAGCAGAUCAAGCACCGCGUUGGGCGAAAGUAAUAUCUAAUGCAAUUAGACAAAGAGUACAAGGUCUUGAAAUGAAGAGGUACAAAAUAUUAGUUCAAACUACAAUAUUAGAGAUGAAAGGAGCGGGUAUAGUAGCAGGGCUCAGAUGUAUUUGGGACCCUGAAACUGAUGAUUAUGCAGAGGAUUUAUUUAGAAGUGACACUAUUUUGUGUCAUUCUAUAGUGUUUGGUGUCUAUAUGUAU